Pelagomonas calceolata is the source of this 1248-nucleotide messenger RNA. NCBI's taxonomy places the organism in Eukaryota, Pelagophyceae, Pelagomonadales, Pelagomonadaceae. The record is from the annotation of a GenBank genome assembly.
AUGAAAACGCGUCGUAACCGCAGCGCGCCGCCGCCGCCAACCGGCUGGUCAUCUCUGCCGGACGAGGUCGCGUGCGCGGUCUUGGCGCUGUCGUCGGCGGACGGCUUCGGAAACGCCGGGAGCGUGUGCAAGCGCUUCGGGCGCCUGGUCUCAACCGGCGCCGUCACGGUCGCGCGGGCGCGGGCGCAGACGCGCCACACGUGGUUGAUUUGCGUCGGCGGGUGCGGCCGCGCAGACGCGCAACCGAUCAUGACGGGCGACACAGUCGCCGCGGGCUGGUACGAGAACGCGCGGGACCGCGUCUACGCCCGCGCCGGCUGCGCGACGGAGGUAGGUAAGGACUGCCUCGAAAUCGAAGCCGGUCUCGGCCUCACGGAGGGCGAUUGGCGGGUGCUGCCGCGGCUGCGGACCGGCCGCGCCUACGCCGGCAUCGCGUGCGUGGGCGACGCGCAUUUCCUCGCCGUCGGUGGCGAGGGUCGGACCGGCCUGCUGCGGUCGGCCGAGCUCCUCCGUGAGGGCCGGGCGGCGCCCAAGGCGUUGCCGAGCCUGCGAGAUGGGCGGCGCGACCCGAUCGUCGCGGUGCUCACGCGCAGCGACGGCUCGCGCGUCGUCGUCGCCGUCGGUGGCUACUCGCAAAACGGCGAGCUGCAGGGCCCGCGGCACCGAUCGAUGGAGACCUUGGCCGUCGCCGACCUGGGCCGCGGGGGCUACCUCGGCCGCCGGCGGGCGGCUUGGACGCACACGGACGAUGCGCUCACUCGGGGACGCGACCGCGAGACGGCCGCCCACGGCGUGAUCGACGACCGCUAUUUGAUCGUCGCCGGCGGUAUCAACGCCCGGGCCCCCGGCGCGGCGCCCGCUGCCCCCGCGACCGCGACCGCGACGGCCGAGCUCUACGACGCGUGGACCGAUACGUGGCGCGCCUGCGCCGACAUGCCUGAAAGCCGCGCGAUAGUGAAAGGCGUCGUCGUCCAGGGCACGUUCUACGUUGAAAAAGAACGCACAAACAAAGGAACUGAGCUCGCCGACGUUUACUUUACUUAUGACGUGAAGACAGAUACGUGGGGCACUGCGGAGGGCCUCCCGGCGCGGGGGGAGAUUGAGUUCCACGCGCAAGAUGAGAGCGGCAAGGACGCCGUCGUCGCGAACGUCGCAGAGUUCCUGCAGGCCCACGAGGACAGCUCGGGCAGCGCAAACGGGGAGCGGGAGGUCUACAUCAGCCGGACGGUCGAGCUGCUCUCUGUGUAG